AAGUUCUUGAAGAAAAUUAAAAGUGCUGCUCCAGGGAUCACACGAAUGAUGAGAAAGCAAAGUAGCUUGUUUACUGAUAUGUAGAAAGUUUUAGCGGCUUGGAUAGAAGAUCAAACCAGCUACAACAUUCCCUUAGACCAAAUGCUAAUCCAGACCAAGGCCCUAACUCUCUUCAAUUCUGUGAAGGGGAGAGAGAUGUGGAAGCUGCUAAAGAAAAGUUUGAAGCUAGAAGGGGUUCACGAAGUUUAAGGGAAGAAUCCAUAUUUGUAAUAUCAAAGUGCAAGGUAAAGCAGCAGGGCUAAUGUAGAAACUGUAGCUGGGUAUCUAGAAGAUAGCUAGCUAAGAUAAUUCAUGAAGGUGGCUGCAUUAAACAGCAGGUGUUCAACGUAGACCAAACAGCCUUCUAUUGGAAGAUGUCAUCUAGGACUUUCAUAGUAGGAGAGGAGAGGUCAGUGUCUGACCUCAAAGCUUUAAAGGACAGACUGACUCUCCUGUCAGGGUAUAAAGCAGCUGGUGACUUCAAGUUGAAGUCAGUGCUCAUUUGCCAUUCCAAAAUCCUAGGGCCCUUAAGAAUUAUGUUAAACUAUUCUGCCUGUGCCCUGUAAAUGGAACAACAAAGCCUGGAUGGUAGCACAUCUGUUUACAACAUGAUUUAACUGAAUAUUUUAAGCCCACUGUUGAGACCUACUGCUCAGAAAAAAGAAAAACAAACAAAAGAUUCCCCUUAAAAUAUUCCUGCUUGUUGACAGUGCACCUGGUCAGCCAAGACAUCAGUUGGAGAUGUACAACAUGAUGUUGUUUUCAUGCCUGCUGACACAGCAUCCAUUCUCCAGCCCAUGGAUCAAGGAGUAACUUCAACUUUCAAGUUUUAUUAUUUAACAAAUACAUAUUGUAAGGCUAGAACUGCCAUAAAGAGUGAUUCCUCUGAUGGUUCUAAGCAAAGUCAAUUGAAAACCUUCAGGAACAGAUUCACCAUUUUCCAUGCCAUUAAGAAAAUUGGUGACUGAUGGGAAGAGGUCAAGAUACCAACAUGAAUAGGAGUUUGGAAGAAGUUGAUUCUCAUUCUCGUGGAUGACUUUGAGGGGUUCAGGACUUUAUUGGGGCAAGUGACUACAGUUGGGGUGGAAACAGCCAGAGAACUAGUAUUAGAAGUGGAGCCUGAGGAUGUGACUGCACUGCUGCCAUCUUGUGAUCAAAGUUGAACGGAUGAGGAGCUGCUUGUUACAGAUGAGCAAAGAAAAUACUGUCUCCUUUGGGAUUAAAACAGACUAAAAGCAACACCUAUGGGGGACUGAGAAGAAGCUGGAUUGGGCGGAGGGAGAAGUUGACCUUCCGCACAGUCCCAACGAAAAUCUCAGCCACCUGCAUGGGGUCCUGUCAUCCAGCCUUUCCUGAAACAAACCACCCACCAUAAUGGAUGCAGACUGCUCCUGGAAGGUUGUAUGACCCUGGGCAAGGCAGUUUUCUUGAGACUCUGUGAAAUAAGUUUCUACAAUGAUUUGUUCGACACUCAGGAGAGUUGGCCACGUGCAUAUCUACCUGGUGAGGAAGGCCAGCGGUGUCUCCAAAGGCCAUCAUCAACAGACUGUGGGCUCAAGACCUGCUGCUUCAGAGUUUGCUGCCCGAGGAGCUUCGGGCAACGUGCUGGAGCUGCUGGGCAAAUCCUACCCUCAGGACAACUACAGCAACCUCUCCCGGAAAGUUCUCUCCAGGGUUGGCAGGAAUCUGCACAAUCAGCAGCAUCACCCUCUUUGGCUGAUCAAGGAGAGGGUGAAGGAACACUUCUACCAGCAGUAUGUGGGCCGCUUUGGGACUCCGCUGUUCUCAGUUUAUGACGACCUUUCUCCAGUGGUCACCACCUGGCAGAACUUUGACAGCCUGCUCAUCCCAGCCGACCACCCCAGCCGGAAGAAGGGAGACAACUAUUACGUGAAUGGGACUCACAUGCUGCGAGCUCACACGUCCGCACACCAGUGGGACCUGCUGCAUGCUGGGCUGGAUGCCUUCCUGGUGGUGGGUGAUGUCUACCGGCGCGACCAGAUAGACUCCCAGCACUAUCCAGUGUUCCACCAGCUGGAGGGCGUCCGACUCUUCUCGAAGCAUGAGUUAUUUACUGGCAUAAAGGAUGGAGAAAGCCUGCACCUCUUUGAACAGAGUUCUCGUUCUGCCUAUAAACAGGAGACACAUACCAUGGAGGCCACAAAGCUCGUUGAAUUUGACCUUAAGCAAACGCUUACCAGGCUUGUGACACAUCUUUUUGGAGAUGGACUGGACAUUAGGUGGGUAGACUGCUACUUCCCUUUUACUCAUCCUUCCUUCGAGAUGGAGAUCAACUUCCACGGAGAAUGGCUAGAAGUUCUUGGCUGUGGGGUGAUGGAACAGCAACUAGUAAAUUCAGCUGGUGCUCAAGAUCAGAUCGGUUGGGCUUUUGGCCUGGGAUUGGAAAGACUGGCCAUGAUCCUCUAUGACAUCCCUGAUAUCCGCCUCUUCUGGAGUGAGGAUGAGCGUUUCCUAAAGCAGUUCCGCGUGUCAGAUAUCAACCAGAAGGUGAAAUUUCAGCCUCUUAGCAAAUAUCCUGCUGUGAUAAAUGACAUCUCAUUCUGGUUACCCUCUGAGAAUUAUACAGAAAACGAUUUCUAUGACUUAGUACGAACAAUUGGAGGAGACCUGGUGGAAAAAGUUGAACUGAUAGACAAGUUUGAACAUCCAAAAACAACCAAAUUAAAUCUGGGAGCUGGCCAUCCCUCCUACUUGGAGCACCAGGAUUUUACUUUUCCAGGACACACAAGACAAGCCACUGCUACCGCAUCACCUACCGCCACAUGGAGAGGACCUUGUCCCAGAGAGAGGUCAGGCGUGUCCACCAGGCUGUGCAGGAGGCCGCCGUGCAGCUGCUGGGAGUGGAGGGCAGAUUUUGAUGGCACUGCUUGGACCAGGCUGCAGCCUCUCGGGGCUCCAGGAUUUGUGAGGGAGAAAAGGAUAUUGUUUGUAGGCUGAGACAUCAGUCAUGUUUUGAUAAAUGGGUCAGUUUUAGGACUUUCAGAAAAUAAAAGAUCACUCUUGAGAGACUGUU
Molecule: messenger RNA, 3073 nt
Organism: Prionailurus viverrinus (fishing cat)
Lineage: Eukaryota; Metazoa; Chordata; Mammalia; Carnivora; Felidae
Gene: FARS2
Product: phenylalanyl-tRNA synthetase 2, mitochondrial
Exons: 10
Coding region: 1495-2997 (500 amino acids)
Biological process (GO): phenylalanyl-tRNA aminoacylation
Cellular component (GO): mitochondrion; cytoplasm
Molecular function (GO): tRNA binding; ATP binding; phenylalanine-tRNA ligase activity
Source: RefSeq, a predicted model, not a curated record